This is a messenger RNA of Rotaria socialis, 1230 nucleotides long. NCBI's taxonomy places the organism in Eukaryota, Metazoa, Rotifera, Eurotatoria, Philodinida, Philodinidae. The record is from the annotation of a GenBank genome assembly.
AUGAGUCGAUAUCUAGCAUUAUUUCGUUUUUGUCGUCGCUCAAGAUUUUCUUGCAUUUGUAAAUAUUUCUUAGCGUUUACGUUUCUUCUAUGUACAUUUAUUUAUUGUGUACUUAAAAUUAAAUUAUCAAUUGAUUAUCAUUAUGCUCAAGUAUUCUAUCAAAGUCAGCGAAGUCAAAUCUGUCAGAACAGUAUCAAUUCAACUCGGGAAAAGCCAAAAUUAAUUCUUUUUUGGACAAAAAUAUUCACUAAUCCUAUUGAUGCAAAUUACAUAAAUAACUAUUUAUUUGCAUCGCCAGGACGUUGCGAUAUAAAUCGAUGUAAAGUAACUAAUAAUCGACAAGAAUUAUGUGCAAGUGAUGCUGUUGUAUUUCAUGCACGAGGUGGCAUUAAAAUGAAUGAUAUGCCACAAGAACGUUCGCUUCAUCAAAGAUAUAUUUUAUUAACAAAGGAACCACCGUAUAAAACAACUGCCAUUGUUGGUCAUUUGAAUUAUUUUUUCAAUUGGACAGCUACAUAUCGAACGGAUUCGGAUAUUGCUUAUCGAUAUUUUCGUUGGCGUCGAAAAGAUGAAGUUGUCACAGAAGCAAGUCCACAAUCGUAUUUAAAUAAUCGCCAAGUACGUGCAGCGUCUAUGAUUAGUAAUUGUUAUUCGCAAAACAAUCGUGAACAUUAUAUAAAACGCCUUAGUUCAGUUAUACCUGUAACACGUAUUGGACAUUGUUCAUGGAAUAAAUGCCAUAAAUCGUACUAUGAAUGCCUAAAUGAAUUGGCUGAUACACAUCCAUUUUUUCUAGCUUUUGAAAAUUCUUUAUGUCGUGAUUAUGUGACAGAAAAAUAUGCUAAUGUUAUAAAAAAUCGUCGUAUGAUACCGAUUGUGUUUUCGAAAGAUUUCGAUCUUUAUAUUCCGAAUUCAUUUAUUGAUGCAAAUCAAUUUUCAUCACCUGAAAAUUUAGGUCGAUUUCUUAUUGAACUUGUGAAAAAUUCGACACUCUAUGAUAGUUAUUUUAAAUGGACCAAUAAGUAUGAACUUGUCGUACCAGAUGAAAAUGAUUAUUUGUGUGAAUUAUGCAAGAAAUUAAAUGAUCCUAAAGAACCUAAUAAAGUAUAUGAUAGCAUGAAAAAAUGGCUUUACGAUGAUGCCACAUGUCAACGAUGGAUAUCGAAAUUAAACAGAACAAUCAAUGUAUCUGUUGAUGAAACAAUGGAUUAUGAGGAUUCGUUAUUUUGA